GUGUAAAUAAACAUACACCAACAGCACAAUUGCUGUAUCGUUAGAAAAUGUCCUCUCAUAAGCUAGAAAAUGAUACAGGGAGUUACUCUGAAAAUGAAGAAAACAAAGAAGAAAUGGGAUUGAAAAACCAAAGGAAAACAGAGCCCGAAGCGGACAUUCAAUCGAAUGGACGUCUUGAAUCGCGAAUUUCGAAAUUGACUGUUCCAUCUCACGAAAUGAGGAUAGUGGAGGAUUAUUCAAACAAAAAGAACGCCGAAAGGCACUCUGGAGAGAUACAGGCGUAUGCUAAAUUCGCUGGUAGCACGUGGACGUAUUAUGUCAAGAAGAUUCGACUUAUCCUUGGACGUGAACCGGCGAACCAAUCUGCGAAAGGGAAAGAAGAGGAUAGCGAGGUAGUGGACAUGAACUUUGGACCUUCGAAGGUUGUCAGUCGCAAGCAUGCCGUUGUUGAAUACAAUAUGCAAGACCAGGCAUGGAACUGUACGGUUCACGGAAGAAACGGCGUUAAAGUGGAUGGAAAGCUUUACAAACCAGGAGAGACUGUGAAACUUUCUAGUGGAUCAAUUCUCGACGUUGCUGGACUGCAAAUGAUGUUUGUUUUGCCGAAUGCCUCUGAACAGAAUAUUCCUGAGGAGAAAGCUGGCGAGUCGAAUGAAGAAGCUGAAAAGUCGGAGGAAUUUUCAGCUACCGUUGAAAAUAGCGUUUAUGACAAUAGAAAACCUCCCUAUAGUUAUUCUGUAAUGAUUGCUCAAGCCAUUCUUUCCUCUCCCGAUUGCAUGAUGACACUUUCCAAUAUUUACAACUGGAUUUCAACUCAUUAUCCUUAUUACCGAACCACAAAAAGCGGAUGGCAGAAUUCCAUUCGACACAACUUGUCUUUGAACAAAGCUUUUAGAAAGGUGCCUCGGAAGUCCGGUGAACAAGGCAAGGGAAUGAAAUGGUCAAUAGAGCCUGAAUUUCGGGAGGAGUUUAUCGCAAAAACUAAGAAGACACCUUACAAAAAAACACCUCCUCCAUUUCUUUGCACACCUCCUUUCACCUUGAAGAGAGAACACUCAGACCCUGAGCAUACUUCCCCUCCUAUACCUACCCCAGUUCGCAAUCAGUCUCCUUCUACUCCCAAAAGAGAAGGUUCUCCCUUGACUGAAGAAACUCCCUCUGAGUCAAAGGACAGGGAAGGUGGCUCUUAUAAGACUCCAACUAGAGCUGUACUGUCCGAUAUAAUAGCUAGUCAAGAUUAUUCUCCUGAUCCCAGUACAAUUUCUCAACCGAAGAAUGCUGCGUCUGCUUCUCCUGCAGCAACUGCGGCUUAUUCCACUUCUUCGCCUGCACCCUUCUGGAAGUACGUGGCUGUUCCAAACCCCCAUGAUUGGCCUCACGUUGGUUCUUAUGAUACGAUAUCCCCUUACAGAAAUCCUUUGAACAACCAUAUGGUCUAUUCUCAGAUGCCCCAGCCAUCACCAAGAAAAAUUGAUGAGCAAAUGCAUGACUUGCAGGGAGUAGAUCUAGCAAACGGUUUUGAAGGAAUUAGCUCAUGGCGAGAGUCAAUGGUCCAAAAAUUACGUACUGCCAAUUCAGGCAGUUCCGCGCCUGCUUCUCCGUUAGGUGCUUCUACAUCUCCCGCGAAUCCCCCACGACCUUGGGGAAGUAUUUCUGAGCCAAUUUCUAAUCACUCUGCGGAGGUCGAAAAUAAACAGCAGCCCGAGUCUUCCGUUGGGACUGGUACUGAUAAUGAUCACGCAGUUCGUGCGAUUUUGGACGCCAGUGUCUCUAUGGAAAAGCAAAAGAAUGUUCAGCAAACGACUGAAUUUCCCCAAACAGGACAAACAGCUCAACCUGCUUUAGGAACAACAGCGCAGGCAAGUGUUGAAGAACAUCCAUCACCUCAACGCUAUAUGCAAGCAUCAAACGCUGAUGUGAGAAGCAACAUUUAAUGAACUACUACGGUAACUCUUCUACCUGCUUUUAUGGAUUAUGUCUUUAUUUUUGAGACAGUUUUGCCAGUAAUGCUUGUAUGUGUAUUGUUAAUGCUUUGAUCGGGUCUGUACCAAAGUGAAUUUCUUUGUUUGCUUUCACGUUCAAUCUCGUGUUCUUUUUGGGAAUGUUUUUCCACUUAAUGUCAUUGAUGUUCUUAAAAUGUCUUAAUUAAACACUAGUUUUGCUUUGGAUGAUAAACCGGUUUUACUUCGGUAAGCUCUAAUAAUUUUCGUUGAUAUAAAAUUGGUUAAUUGCUUUAUGGACAAGACUUUCGUGGACUGCUUAAUUCUUCUUGACAUUUAAUGCCUGAGCCCCUCGUACUGUUGGAAGUCAACCAACGUUUGCACACAGGCAACGUAACAUGAAAGAAUGAAGAAAUAAGCGACGGAAAGUGUACUACACAAUCCUGUAGUGUUUGUUCUAAGUUUAGACUUUAAAAGAUAUUGUUUUAUUUGUAUUUAGAAAUAUAUAAAACUACUGGACAACUUAAAGGUUUGUUUUGUACUUACCAUGAAAAAAAAAAAUAGAUGGUUGUUUCUCGUUUCCAAGGUCUCAAAUGAAUCUAAAUUCUUCUAAAACUGUCCUGACUUUCUUAUGUUUGCAGUUUUUUAGUAAGACUAUUCUCCCUUAAAUCGUAGCUAAAUUCUUUUAAAGAAAAUAAUUAAUGAACUAUUCUAAUACAAAUUAAAGUAGUUGUCAUUUUAUUUAUUUGUUUAUACACAGGAUA
This is a messenger RNA of Schizosaccharomyces cryophilus OY26, 2704 nucleotides long. RefSeq names its product fork head transcription factor Fkh2. The record is from RefSeq and is a predicted model, not a curated record. Lineage: Eukaryota; Fungi; Ascomycota; Schizosaccharomycetes; Schizosaccharomycetales; Schizosaccharomycetaceae. The transcript has 2 exons. Bases 48 to 1934 code for a protein of 628 amino acids. Gene Ontology annotation, molecular function: RNA polymerase II cis-regulatory region sequence-specific DNA binding; protein binding; DNA-binding transcription factor activity, RNA polymerase II-specific. Gene Ontology annotation, biological process: regulation of transcription by RNA polymerase II.